AUGUCUACAACAGCAAUCCCGACGACAACCAGUGCCUGGACGCUUGAGGGCCAUGACGGCUUUGACAGCUUGAAGUUCACCAAAGAUGUGCCUAUCCCAGCGCUCUCUGACCAUGAAGUCCUCGUCAAGUUUCACGCGGCUUCUUUAAAUUACCGCGAUCUAAUCAUUCCCAAAGGGAUGUACCCAUUCGCAUGUAAAAAGGGCGUCGUUCCCGGCUCCGACGGAGCGGGAGAGGUCAUCGCAAUCGGCAGCAAAGUCACCCGCUUCCAGCCCGGCUCCAAGGUCGUCACGCUCUUCAACCAAGGCCACAUUGGCGGCUCUCUCGACUCGCAAACGAUCACGACCGGUCUCGGCGGAAGCAUCGACGGGACCCUCCGGCAAUACGGCACCUUCAACGAAGCCGGCCUCGUCGAGAUGCCGGCCUCUCUCAGCUGGCUGGAAGGCGCCACCCUCUCCUGCGCAGCCCUCACGGCAUGGAACGCGCUCUACGGGCUCAAACCCCUCGCGCCGGGCGACGUCGUCUUGACCCAAGGCACCGGCGGGGUCUCCAUCUUCGCGGUGCAAUUCGCCAAGGCGGCCGGCGCAACCGUCAUCGCCACGACGUCCUCGGCUCAGAAAGCCGACGUCCUGAAGAAGCUCGGCGCCGACCACGUCAUCAACUACAAGGACGAGCCCGAGUGGGGCGAGAAGGCCGCCGCCCUGACGCCCAAGGGCGCCGGCGUGAACCACGUCCUGGAGGUGGGCGGGCCGACCACCAUGGCCCAGAGUCUGAAGGCCGUGAAGCUCGAGGGUGUCAUCUCGAUCAUCGGCUUCCUGGGGGGACAUGCGCAGGAGCAGCCCAGCUUCCUGGAUGUGCUGAGCAACGGGUGCAUCGCCCGAGGGCUCCUCGUGGGAAGCCGGGUGCAGUUCGAGGAGAUGAACCGCGCCAUCGAGGCGAACAGGAUCAGGCCUGUCGUGGAUGAGAAGGUGUUUGGGCUGGCAGAGGCGAAGGAGGCAUACCAGUACAUGUGGGAGCAGAAGCACUUUGGAAAGCUCACCAUCAAGAUCGAAUAG
Messenger RNA from Drepanopeziza brunnea f. sp. 'multigermtubi' MB_m1, 1053 nucleotides. RefSeq lists its product as uncharacterized. Gene Ontology annotation, molecular function: oxidoreductase activity. The record is from RefSeq and is a predicted model, not a curated record. Lineage: Eukaryota; Fungi; Ascomycota; Leotiomycetes; Helotiales; Drepanopezizaceae.